GAAGAAGAAUGACCGUGACGACAGUUGAAUGCGACGAGGUUGAUUCAUGCUGGCUUUCCCGGGACCAACACAGACAUGCAAAAGUAUCCAAACUUUAUAGACACGACAAAAACAACCAGGAGGACUUUUCGGAAAACAACAAACCAGCCCAAAAUUGAUUCGUGAAGUGCAAUGACAGAACUAAACGUGGUAGAGGUAGCGCGGCACUAGCUUGGCGAACUUCUUCACUUCAGACCCUUCGGUGGUGAGCGACGGCAGACAGCGCAAGGAAGGUUCACGUAGGACGUCUAGUGGGUGGCUGAAAAUAGGACGACGACGACAAUCAUGACUCGAAAUCCUAAAGUGAACAGAGACUAGGAAUGCUAUCGUCUGGCUUCCACACAUCAUGUGUCUUCCUGUGAAUUCACAAACAAUUGGUGAGAUGAAUGGCCGCACAGUUGUCAAUGUCACUAGUAGGUAUGGAAGAAGAAUCGAGUAGUAUGCAAAACAAACGUGAACCCCCUACAGCUGUCCCUCCAGGACUUCCUGUGGAGGUCAGUAGAAAAUCAGGAAGACUUAAUCCAGAAUUCACUUCUGACACACAGCCAUCAGGUUUUUUGGCCAGCAGCCACAUUGUAAACUCAGUAACAAUACAUCAGAAUAUUUGCAACAACAAAAGAGACUCCAUGGAAGAAAUGUCUGGGAAUACUGAGACUUGUUUACCGGGGACAACAGGAGAUCAGGCAACCCCUGUGGUGGUCCGUAGAAAACGAGGCAGACCUCGGAAGCGCAAAAACAGAAAUCCUUACUCGCAACCAGCCAGGCCAAUGGAUUGUAAUGUCCCCGUUCAUUCGAAGGUAAUUGAUGGAUUGGGUUGGCCACACAAUGAAGACUCCAUUUCAAAUGAACUAAUAGCUACAACUAAUACCACUAAUGGUGUUGACAGUCUGACCGUCAUCACUGCAACUCAAAGUCAGACUACUUAUCAUUCAGAUUCUGUUUCAGAACCUGACAAUAGCACAGAAAAGCUUAGAAAGAAAGGAGGAAGACCUAGAAAACAGAGACUUACCUCUUUAGCAAGUAGUCCUGUAGCUGAGGCAGAUGGAGCCUGGAUCUCUACGGAGGACCUACAACCGGUUGCCUCAAGAGACCCAAACAAAUCUCAUCUCAAUACAUUAGAGUGCAGUAGAUAUGGGAGGAAAAGGAGUCUUAAACUGCAUUUCAAAAUAUUCAAAAUGGAGCAGGAAGAUGAGCCUGAGGAUGGCUUAGAGGCCUGCUUACCGAGAAGAAAAAAAGUGAGGCGAUUUCACUGCAAGAUGUGUGAUCGUUCAUAUCAAUUUAAGUCUCAAUGCAUUCAACAUGAACUAAGUCAUGUAGAAAAGCCAUUUCUCUGUCGUCUAUGUGGAAUCCGUUUUGGCAAAGAGUCGAACUUAACGCUUCAUCUUAAAAAUCAACAUAAGUCUUAUACAAAUAGUCCAAAGAGCAAGAAACACAUGCAGUGCUCAAAAUAUUCUGACCAUGCGGAAAAGGAAUAUGAAAACUUAAACCAAGAUUCAGACUUUGACUUCCAUCAAUCUGUUGCCUCAAAACAAAGGAAAGGAAUGGUUUGCCUGGACUGUGGGAAACAAUUUGCCUAUCAUUCUGCCCUGCAAAGACAUAUGCAUGUCCACACAGGUGCCAAGCCACACAAAUGCGAUGUAUGUGGGAAAGGCUUUUGUCAGCAUUACUUUCUUUGUGUUCAUCAACUGACACACUGGUCAGAGAAUCGUUACAACUGCUUGGAUUGUUUUGAUUCAUUCACUGAAUUUUUGAAAGCUAAAAACCAUGUUUGCAGAUCUGUGAAGUCUGGGCAAGGUAAUCGUAUCCCAGGGCGAUCCAAGGUAUCACUAUCAUACACAUGUGACAUCUGCAAGAAAACUUUUUUCAUUUUGAAAGACUUCCACCUGCAUGUCAAAGCCCACAGUAGUGCCAAGUUGUACCACUGUUUGAUGUGUGGUAAGCUUUUUAGUUUCCAAUCGGAAUACAACGCACAUCAAUAUUACUGCAAGAAAAGAAGGGCAGAAAAUAAGUCUGCAGUGAAGUUUUCAACCGGUCGACGUUCAGAGUUCUUGUUCACAGGGCCAAAUUCUAUGCCCUCGGUCCGAGCUUCCACGUCUCAAGGGGACAAUUCUAGCAACAUGCCAUUACAAUCGCUACAGAUCCAUCCCAAGGAAUUUGUGGCCUCAAAUAAUCCUUUUCACUCCACCGUUAUAGCUCAAACUCGCUCACCUUUUGUGUCCAAGUUAAAUAAUCUUGAUAACCGGUCCGACCCCAGGAAAUAUCUAUGCCCCCACUGUGGACGAUUAUUUAGGCAUAUGGGAAGACUGCGAGCGCACAUGCUCACUCAUGCACAAGGUCAAAGCUACACCUGUGGUUGUUGUGGAAAGACCCUUGACAGUUGGUCGAAACUGUGGCACCAUCAGAGAGUCCAUAGGCAGAAACAGGGACGGUUCACUUGCCCUGAGUGUGGUCAAGGUUUUCGUUUUGCUGAACCCUAUAAAAGACAUAUGGCCGGGCACCCGGAGUACCAAUGGAUUCAGAGAAAGUCUAAGAAGGUGCCCCUGCCUUAUCAGUGUGAGCUCUGCUGCACCAGCUUCGAGACACUCGAUUUGCUGUUCAGCCACCAGUCCUGCCAUUUCUCAGGUGUGCGCAAGGUCAAACCUUUUCAUUCAUCACUCGAUGGUCAUUCUCCUGAGAGGGCUUUAAGCUUGCCCGUGAACCAUCAUCUAUCCCACAGUGAACCCCAGUGUAGUAACAUGGACAUUUCCCUCUCUCCUCCGGCACCCAGCCUUCAAGAAAGCGUUGCACUACAAUAUCCAAAUCAGAUUUUUCAUGCAUCCAAAAUGUGUGAUGUGUCUCCAGAGGACAUUAGAUGUGUUGUGUGUGGUAGCUGCUAUCCUGGCAUCUCAGAACUCUAUCUACAUUAUUUGCAGCAUGCCAGACGACAGUUGUAACCAAAAAGUUAUGUUUUCUAUCCACACAGGCUAUUUCCUUCCUGCCACUAUUAGGUUUGUACAUUUAUUUAGUAAACAAUAAUGAUGUACUGUAAAUGUUAUUCUGUGUUUAAUGCUCUCAACAUAUUCAUUCAAAUCAGAAAAUACAGUGGGUCUUUAUGUUUUGAAGAUGGUUUUAAGCUGUAUUUGAUCAGUUGUACUAGCAAGUUGUUACAGGAUUAGUGAUGCCCCUUUAUUAUUUACUGGAAACCAUCUUGCUCCUUGCCGGUGCUAUAUUUGUUUAAUCUGUUGUUAAACCAUGAGGUAUUUUAUGCAUAUGUGACGAUGAUGUCUCAACCAAAUGACAUGAAUGUGCAUUCCACAAUUGCGUUAGUGGCGAUUGUUUUUGAUGGAAAGCUGUAAUAAAUAUCUGUAUUUUAUUUUUUUAAAGAGUUGGUUUCUGUCUGUGGUAUUACACUACUGUUAUGAGGUGGUCCUAUGUCACAUUCUAUGAUGGCAAAUGUCUUGUCAAUCAGGCUUAUUUAGUCGUGUUCCCAAUUAAUUGAUAAUCUAGUAUUCUUACAAGUCAUAUUAAAAAAUGUCAUUAAACCACACUCAAGAAAAA
Molecule: messenger RNA, 3576 nt
Organism: Gadus morhua (Atlantic cod)
Lineage: Eukaryota; Metazoa; Chordata; Actinopteri; Gadiformes; Gadidae
Product: zinc finger protein 699
Exons: 2
Coding region: 426-2972 (848 amino acids)
Biological process (GO): regulation of DNA-templated transcription
Molecular function (GO): DNA-binding transcription factor activity, RNA polymerase II-specific; RNA polymerase II cis-regulatory region sequence-specific DNA binding
Source: RefSeq, a predicted model, not a curated record